Messenger RNA from Eurypyga helias (sunbittern), 474 nucleotides. RefSeq names its product leucine-rich single-pass membrane protein 1 (gene LSMEM1). NCBI's taxonomy places the organism in Eukaryota, Metazoa, Chordata, Aves, Eurypygiformes, Eurypygidae. Bases 1 to 474 code for a protein of 157 amino acids. The record is from RefSeq and is a predicted model, not a curated record. The transcript has 3 exons.
AUGGAGAGGCCUUCCUUGGAAAUUAACCUGCCUGAUGCUCAUGAAGAAGGAAAACUGUAUGUAGUUGAUUCCUUAAACAACCUAAACAAACUAAAUGUUUGUCCAGAUGAAUCCCAACAUGUGCUAGAUGAGGAAGAGAACACUGGCAGUACUGGAGAAAACACAUCAGGGAGCAACAUAAGGAACCACUGUUUGUUCUUCGUCGUCUUUAUUCUUACUUUGAUCGUCAGUUUGGCACUUGUUUCAUUUGUAAUAUUCUUAAUAAUUCAAACUAGAAACAAGAUGGACCAAAUAUCAAGCAGACUAAUAUCAGAAAAGAAGAACAUAGAAGAGCUUAAGAAAAUGAACAAUAUGAUAUUAAAACAUCUAAAUCGAUCAGGAACUAAGGAAAAGGGGAGACACCUCUUCACACAGACUCCUGAUCUUCAUGAUUACCUCUUCACUCAUGCUGAGCUGAAUGUCCCUGGAGAAUAG